UGUACGUCAUGAUGUCAUCACCCGCCUGGAUGUCGCUUACGCAGAAGUGUAGGAUGUAGCAGGACGUGGCUAGCAAGUUGCUAGUGACGUUACGAUAGCUGAAAAUACUUAGGAAUCGUCAUACAGACCUAUUUUACUUCAUGCCUAAGCAGUCUGUCUUUUUUGUCAGGCAGAUCAAUACUUACGGAGCUUAAUGGAAACAUUUGAGGCUGUUUGUGUGUGAGGAGGUUGUGGGUAGUGUACCAUGGGGUACGACGUAACAAGGUUCCAGGGUGAGGUGGAUGAAGACCUACUGUGUCCAAUAUGUAGUGGAGUGCUAGAAGAACCGGUGCAGGCUCCACACUGUGAACAUGCCUUCUGUAAUGCCUGUAUAACACAGUGGUUCGCCCAGCAACAGAUCUGUCCUGUUGACCGCACUGUAGUGACACUAGCCCACCUCCGGCCUGUCCCCCGCAUCAUGCGCAACAUGCUGUCCAAACUUCAAAUCAGCUGCGAUAAUGCAAGCUUUGGCUGCACAGCUACGCUGAGGUUGGACCAGCUUCAGUCACACCUCAAAGACUGUGAGCACAACCCCAAAAGGCCUGUCAACUGUGAGGAGGGAUGUGGGCUCGAAAUGCCCAAAGAUGAGCUUCCCAAUCAUAAGUGCAUCAAACACCUGCGAAGUGUCGUCCAGCAGCAACAAACUAAGAUUUCAGAGCUGGAGAAAACCGUUGCAGAGCAUAAGCAUCAAUUGGGGGAACAAAAACGAGACAUUCAGCUGCUAAAAGCCUACAUGAGAGCAAUCCGAAGUGCAAAUCCCAACCUCCAAAACCUUGAGGAGAGCAUCGAGUACAAUGAAAUCCUGGAGUGGGUGAACUCCAUGCAGCCAGCCAGAGUGACUCGCUGGGGUGGUAUGAUCUCCACCCCUGAUGCUGUGCUCCAGGCAGUCAUCAAACGCUCCCUCAUCGACAGUGGCUGCCCCCUGUCAAUUGUGAACGACCUGAUCGAGAACGCCCACGAGCGUAACUGGCCACAGGGACUGGCCACUCUGGAGACACGACAGCUGAACAGGCGCUACUAUGAGAACUACGUUGCCAAGCGUAUUCCUGGCAAGCAGGCAGUGGUGGUGAUGGCCUGUGAAAAUCAGCAUAUGGGGGAGGAUAUGAUCCUGGAGCCCGGUCUUGUUAUGAUCUUUGCGCACGGCGUGGAAGAAAUCUUAUAACUGUACAGUUAGCUGUGCUGAUCCAGAGACAAAUGGGGAUGUUUUGCUCUUUUCACUCUGUGAAGUGAAAGAGGGUUUUUUUUCUCUCUCUCUUUUAAAGCAAAACAUGAAAAAAAUCUGGCUUAU
Messenger RNA from Melanotaenia boesemani (Boeseman's rainbowfish), 1327 nucleotides. It is a transcript of the gene rnf41, whose product is annotated as ring finger protein 41. The record is from RefSeq and is a predicted model, not a curated record. Gene Ontology annotation, cellular component: plasma membrane signaling receptor complex. The coding region runs from base 245 to 1201 and encodes 318 amino acids. Lineage: Eukaryota; Metazoa; Chordata; Actinopteri; Atheriniformes; Melanotaeniidae. Gene Ontology annotation, biological process: regulation of canonical NF-kappaB signal transduction; tumor necrosis factor-mediated signaling pathway; positive regulation of JNK cascade. The transcript is spliced from 7 exons. Gene Ontology annotation, molecular function: zinc ion binding; ubiquitin protein ligase activity.